This is a messenger RNA of Rotaria socialis, 1572 nucleotides long. The record is from the annotation of a GenBank genome assembly. NCBI's taxonomy places the organism in Eukaryota, Metazoa, Rotifera, Eurotatoria, Philodinida, Philodinidae.
AUGCUUUCUCGUGCUGAAGAUCCAGGUAUAUUCUAUUAUGAAUUGAUUGUAGCUACAAUAAAUAAAACCGAUACACCAGGUGUCUCACUUCCUCCAAUGAAUGCCACCUCUGUAUCAUCCUCAGCUACUACAGCCGCCAUAUUAACCACAACCGCUCCUCUAGCAAAUGGCAAGAGUGUGGUUCGCAUAUCGCAUUAUUCUGGUGUACUAACCACGAGUAGCUCCACAUUUACUAGAAAUGGACGUUCAGGAACGUUCUAUUUCGAAGCAAUUGAAGUGACACCAAAACGAACGGGCAAUUACACAUUCACAAGUAACAGUACGAUAGACAACUAUGGAUAUUUGUACACGAACCCUUUCAAUCCAUUGAAUACUACAUCUAAUCUUCUUACACAUGCUGAUGAUAAUGAGAAUGAAACAAGUGAUCAAUUUUCACUGACAUGCGCCCUUCAGGCAGAUACAAGCUACACAUUGGUUUUCACAACGUUUGAUCCUGAUCUGACAGGACCUUUCUCAAUCUUUACACUGGGCCCAUCAAGGAUCUCCCUGCGUCGAUUGAGUAUCCUGUCAACAUUUUCUAUUGCUACUACCUUUAAAACACCAGCGAUCACUGUUGCAUCGAAUUACUCAAGUGCAUUGGACAUGAAUAGUAGCAUGUUUACUCGAAACGGACGCUCGGGAACCUUCUAUUUCGAAGCAAUUGCAGUAACGCCAAAACGAACGGGCAAUUACACAUUCAAAAGUUACAGUACGAUCGAUAGUUAUGGUUAUUUGUACACGAACCCUUUCGAUCCAUUGAAUACUACAUCUAAUCUUCUUACCCAUGCUGAUGAUAAUGAGGAUGGAACAAGUGAUCAAUUUUCACUGACAUGCAUCCUUCAGGCAGGCACAAGCUACACAUUGAUUUUUACAACAUUUGAUGCUGGUGUAACGGGACUUUUCUCAGUUGUUGCCGUGGGCCCAGGAAGAGUUUCUCUUCUCCGAAAAAAUAUCACACCAGUACCAGUCAUCGCGUCCAAUUACUCUGGUGCAUUAAACAAUAAUAGUCCCACGUUUAGUCGGGAUGGAACUUCAGACAUCUGGUAUUAUGAAGCAAUUCAGGCAAUCCCAAAAAGAACAGGAAAUUACACAUUCAAAAGUUACAGUGCAAUAGAUAGCUAUGGUUAUCUGUAUGCAAAUCCGUUCGAUCCAUUGAAUAUUGCAUCUAACCUUCUUGCAAGUUCGGAUGAUGAUGAAACUGGUAUAGAUGACCAAUUUUCCAUGUCAUACCCACUUGAAGCAGGUGCAAAUUACAAUUUGAUUUUCACAACGUUCGAUCGUAGUCUCACAGGGCGUUUCUUUAUUGUUGUGUCCGGUCCAGCAAGAGUCAUUCUUCGUUCCAUGAAUACUACUCUCAAACAAUCCUCAACUACUACAAGCACCACAGUGGCAUCACGAUGUAAGUAUUAUAGACUAAAAAUCUCUGCAUGCUUUAUUUUAAGAGUUCUUAGAAAGUCAGGAGCCAAAACAUACCUGAAAUAUCCACACUGUGGUUUAUGGUACACAUUUUUUUCAUUGGCAGCUGCACUGUAA